This is a messenger RNA of Aspergillus melleus, 417 nucleotides long. Its product is annotated as PLAC8 family protein. The transcript has 3 exons. The record is from RefSeq and is a predicted model, not a curated record. NCBI's taxonomy places the organism in Eukaryota, Fungi, Ascomycota, Eurotiomycetes, Eurotiales, Aspergillaceae. Bases 1 to 417 code for a protein of 138 amino acids.
AUGAAUGGACCGCUGGCUUCUGGAGCUGCUGUUCCCCAUGCGGAACAUGUGCGUUUCAAAGCUGCAUGCUGUCCCUGCUUCCUCUACGGAAAGGUCUCUUCGCGACUCGACGACCCAGCACUCAAGGAAUACAGCCAUAUGAACGGCAGCUGCUGCCUCUACGCCCUAACCUCCUACGUCGGCUUCUACUGGAUUCUCCUGAUGCUCAAGCGCGGCCAGAUGCGCGACCGCUUCGGCAUCGAAGGAAACGGCUGCAAGGACUGCAUGGCGGCGUGCUGCUGUCCGUGCUGCGUGCUCAUGCAGCAGGAUAAGGAGGCCGAGGCGCAGUCGGAGAAGAUUGAGAAGGCGUCGUCGGGUGCCGCUGGGUAUCAGGCGCCUGCGGGGAUGGCGUAUGCGAGUGCGAAUGGGAAUUUCUAG